ACUCUCUCUGUGACUGAGUUAACCCCGCCCCCUUCACCAGGGCUGCCCCGGAGUUAAAAGCUAUCAAUGAGCAUGUGAUGACGCAUGCGCAGUAGCGUUCACAAUGUUUCCAGCCAUAGCUAGACCUUUCCACCGCUCUGGUCCACGACUAUACGCUCUGAUCUCCAAAGCAGCGUGUGUCCACCAGGUGCGCAGUAGUAGCAGUGCGUUUACAGACAGAAGCUAUGAUGGGCUGUAUCCUGGACAUGUCUACACCACCCCCAUCCAGAAAGCCCUGCUGGCUGUUGGGUCAGGUGUGGCUGCACUACAAAAUCCCUACAGACAUGACAUGGUUGCAGUCCUCGGGGAGACGACAGGACACCUGGCGUUGAUCAAUCUCAGGAACAAGAUGAGAAACGAUCCUGAAGGCUACACGAUCCUAACAGAGAGGCCCAGGAUCCGGCUGUCUACACUUGAUCUGAGAGAGAUGGCCUCUCUGCCCGACGGCUCUUUCGGGAGAGAAUACCUCCGUUUCCUGGAGGACAAUGACGUGACUCCCGACUCAAGGGCAGACGUGAAGUUUGUGGAUGACGAGGAGCUGGCUUACGUCAUGCAGAGAUACAGAGAGGUCCAUGAUUUGCUCCACACUUUACUGGGCAUGCCCACCAACAUGCUGGGUGAAGUGGCAGUGAAAUGGUUCGAAGCUGCUCAGACUGGGCUUCCCAUGUGUGCUCUUGGAGCUUUGUUGGGGCCCCUUCGGCUGAAUGCAAGCCGCUUACAGUCGCUGUUCACAUCCUUGGGCCCCUGGGCUCUGCAGAAUGGUAGUCGGGCCCGCUGCGUCCUCAGCAUCUUCUACGAGAGACGAUGGGCGCAGAGCAUCAAAGACCUCCGACAAGAGCUCAACAUAGACCCUCCUCCCGUCAUACUCAGUGCUACCAGCAAGAAGAACACCUGAGAACGACAAAAAGAAGAUGAAUGAUUCAGGAAUCUCCGGGGAAAAUACUUUUAAUAGCGGGAAAAAACUGAAAUAAUUCAAGUGUUAUCCUUUUGUGGAAGGAUGUCGAGGUAAUUUCACAAUUACCAAACUUUGGCGUGUCAAGUUUGACUUUAAAUUGUGAAUCAUUUUGAGAGAAAUAAUUUCAGCUGUUGGAACAGUUAAGUUUUUAUGCUCUUCUGAUGCUGCUAGACGCAUAGUUCAUGUUCAGUCGCCAUCUUUAAUAGCGGAAAUAACAGAAACAAUUGAAGUGUUUUCCUGUGGGGAAGGGAGUUAACUACUGAGGAAAUUUCACGAUUGCCAAACUUAGGCUUGUCAACCGUUACUUUGAACUGUGAAUCAUUUUGAGUGAAGUAAUUUGCUCUUCUGACGCUGCUAGACUCAGCUCAACAGGUCAUGUUCAGUCGCUAUCUGUUGUUGAGAAACUGUGUAUUUGUAUCAAGAAUAAAAAAUAAAAAAAAUACAAUAAGUCUUUAUUUAGGGGCUGCAAAAUUUUGAAAAAA
Sebastes umbrosus (honeycomb rockfish) is the source of this 1476-nucleotide messenger RNA. RefSeq names its product coenzyme Q4 homolog (S. cerevisiae) (gene coq4). NCBI's taxonomy places the organism in Eukaryota, Metazoa, Chordata, Actinopteri, Perciformes, Sebastidae. Bases 104 to 934 code for a protein of 276 amino acids. Gene Ontology annotation, cellular component: mitochondrion; mitochondrial inner membrane. The transcript is spliced from 7 exons. The record is from RefSeq and is a predicted model, not a curated record. Gene Ontology annotation, biological process: ubiquinone biosynthetic process.